AUGAAGCGGGUAAGCGCCUUCGAGUUCAGCCAGAAGCACCCGGCGACAACGUUGCAGCUGGUACUACCGGCCUGUUGGACCUCCCAGACCUCGCUGGAGUGGGACGAUGCCUUGGCCCUGGCGGCCACCAGUUGCGCUGCACGCGCUGCGGUGCUGGCCCACCAGCGCGCGGUGCGCGUGGUGCUGCUCGAGCUGGUGCCCCUGGUGGCCUCCGCCGUCGCUUCCGUCUCUCUCCACCAACCCCUGGCCGCCGCCGCCGCCGCGGCCCAGCCGGAGGAGGACCAUGGCCCUGACCCGGAUCUCGCCACCAACGCCGAAAUGGCGCUCGACGCGUUGGGGCAGCAGAUCAGCGCCCGGCGGCACCAGCUGCGCAUCGAGCAGCUGCACUACUGGUCAGGCUUUGACAAGGCGGACCGCGCCAUCGUGCGCGCCAUCCGCCAGAGUGUUGUGGUUCGGAGUCACGCCAAGCGAGGGUUCGAUUCGAACAACAAGCUGGUGAUGUGCAUCCUGGAGGUGAAGGUGCCCACUCUCGAUGCUGCAGGCCAUGACACGUUCAUUCUCAACAUUGUACACUCGCUGUCGGGUCGCCCCCAAGAGGAUGUCGACGUGACGGCGCAGGCCUUUUGUCGGCGCUCUGGCGACCCUGCGGAGCCUUCGCUGCUCUUUGGAUACCGCUACGCGUACUAUUUUGGUGAAUCCGACGGUGCGUGCCAGCUGGACACGGAGUUGCUCACCCGAUUCGCCAAGGCCCUGCAUCUGCCUCUUGACCCACAAGAGCCUGAGGAGCUCCACCAGUUCCGAGAGGAGCCGCUCCUCGCACCACCAGCCUCGAUCUGCUUGGACCUGAACCACUUGCUUUGCUCGCCCGCGUUCCUCCGCCGUCUGGCCCGCUGGAUUAAGGCCUGGAGGUACCGGUUGCGGUUGCCACAAGCCUAUGACUUGGCGCUGGAGCUGGAUUCGGUGGCACCCAGCGAUGUGGAGCAAGUGCUCCCCCACAUUCUGCGAGGAAAAGGCAAGUGCAUCAGAGCGAAGCAUAGCAGAGAGCCGAUUGUCUGGUGCCAAGCCAAUAUCCACCUUGCUGUCCCGGGCGAGGGAGGCUGGCUGAUGCUGGGCUUUGCGCUGGAUGCCCACAACAUCAAGCUCUUUGCCCAGGCCUCCAGCGAAUCACUGGCCAAGCGCUUCCACCUCGCCCACGACAGGUCGGACCUCAUCUACCAUGGCAGGGCCACGCCUGGCAGGAAAAGCAUUUGGCAGCUCCGCCCUGGCCUCAAAUUCUUAGGCGAGGUGGCGCGCACCUAUGGGCUACUCCCGCCUCUCGAGCGCUUGCGUCCGAGUGCCGACAGCAACGGCGAAGGCAACUGUGACUUGGCGGAGAAAAAGGUGGAGGACUUGAAUGAGGAGAGAGACAAUAGGCUGCGGGUCCUGGCGGUGCUGUUCGUGUGCGCCCUUGCGGCCACGCCCCAGUACAGCCUGCCCGGCAGAGCCGACGCAGACGACACAGCCGAAAGGGCAGCGCCAUUCGGCAUCUGCAUGAGUCGCAUGAGUGUGGCGGGCAACGUGUUGGCCGAGCCGCCUAGUCACUCCGCCGUGGCUGCCUUCUUGGGCCUGGCGAACAAAUUUCAUUGA
Messenger RNA from Acanthamoeba castellanii str. Neff, 1626 nucleotides. RefSeq lists its product as uncharacterized. Lineage: Eukaryota; Discosea; Longamoebia; Acanthamoebidae. The record is from RefSeq and is a predicted model, not a curated record. The transcript has 12 exons. The coding region runs from base 1 to 1626 and encodes 541 amino acids.